AUGGCGUACGAGUUUCCACAACGCAUACUUGAAGAAGGAAUUGAGACGCAAAUUGACAAGAUCAACAAUACGUGUAGACGUACAAUUCUGGAGGAAGUGAAGGUGUUCUCAACACUGAAGAACAAGCUCAUCUACUCAGGGAAGAUCAUUCAUAGCUUCAUAUGCAAGCAGCUCAAGGUUUCGAAGCUUCACGAGCUGUGGUUUCUAUUUGCUAAGAGGCCUCUUAGGUUCUCUGCGCAAGAAUUUCAUGCUGUGACAGGAUUGAAGUUCAAAGAUGAACCUGACAUAAACUUCAAUGAUUGGAAGGAUGAUAAGGGGUUCUGGAGCAAUGUGCUGAGGAAAAAUAGAAAGGUCAACUUAUCGAUGAUAAAGACGAAGCUUCUUAACGAAUGCAACAAGUGGACGUAUGUGGACAGGGUUAGGCUAGUGUAUCUGUGCGUCAUACAUGGAUUCCUCAUAGCUAAGGAUUCAAGAGUGUUUAUCCCACAUGAAUACAUCCGUUUGGUGAUGGAUUUUGAGAAGAUGAGGAUGUAUCCGUGGGGUCUUCACGCGUAUGACGAGCUGCUUGCAUCAAUACUCAAAGCAAGGAAAGAUUUACAUCUGAAGAACAGUUACGUGUUGGAUGGAUUCUCCUAUGCGUUUCAGAUAUGGGUUAUGGAGGCAAUCCCAGACAUUGGUAGUAUGGUGGGUAAGAAGAUCAAAAAGAACAUGACCAAAGGAGAAUUGUUCCCAUUUAUAUCUGCUACUGGGAACAAUGAUGUGGUUGAUAGCACUGAGUUCUAUAGGGAAGAUGAGAAGAUUGAUGAAAGAAUUGGUCGCAUUGUUACUCUUCUCAAUGCCAAACAAGAUUGGACAGAUUUCGUAUGGGAAGUCGAGGCUUUGCCUCCAACUUUAGAGCUUUCUGAUUCAGAGACUGAUGGAGAGAAUGUUGAAGUCGAAGAUGUCACAGAUACUCAUGUUGACGAACCGGCUGUUGUUGCAAGAAGGGGAAAGCGUAAGCUAAAUGAUCCUGGUGCAGAGGCUCGAAAGAAAGAACUGCUUUGUCAACGGGCAGCUGAACAUAACAGUGGUAUCUCCAGUGGAAUGAAGACUUUCAUUGAAGGUUUGUUCACCUCUGCUUUCAACUCUUUCAAGGACGUGGUGCAGAAUGACAUCCAAGAGCGUUUUGAGAAGGUCCAGAAAGAGAUGGCUGAGCUCAAGCAAGCGGUGUCACAGAUUCCGGGUCCUUCUGCUACAAUGGGAAAAGACAGAGCAUCUGAGAUUCCAUGUCCUUCAGCAACGAUGGGGAAAUCAUCACAGAGUCCGUGUCUUGCAGGAACAAAGGAAAAAGGCAAAGGCAAGGUUGAUGAGAGUGUGGUUCCUCCUACGGUUCGUCGUAGCCCUCGGCAAGGAAGAAAGGAGAUUGAAACUGAAACUGAUGAUAUGAUGGAUUUUUUGAAGAAUUUGUCACAAUCAUCUACCCAUGGGGAACCUUCAUCAAUAAAAGAAGAAAUGAGCACCCAAGAGUAUUUACAAGACGCCAUGGGGAACCUUUCUCAAGUAUCACAUGUUAAAGGUUUCGAUCCCUCACAAAAAACGAGUGAUGAAGAAGCACCUAAGUGGGUUACUCCAGUAUCAUCCUUCAAGCCUGUAGAUUGGAGAACACCCACUCUCAAAGAUAUGGAAUUACCUGACGACCGGGUGAACGACGAUGAUUACUCAUUAGUGUUUGUCCAUGAGGAUUCAUGGGCUAAACUGAUUCAUUGGUGCUCAACUACCAAACAGCACCUUAAAAUUGGACCUUCUAUGUACACAACUGAGUUAGCAGAACGUGUUAUGGGACCUGCAGUGUGGCUGCAAAAUCAAGAAAUUGAUGCUGUGCUCUUCUUAUUUCGCGAGAGGACUUCUUUGAGACGAUGGAAGCCGUCCAAAGUAGCUUUCAUGAGCUGCAUAUUCAGUAAUCAAAUGAAGAAUUCUUACACUGAGUUCAAGAAAGACAAAAAAAAAUUCAGGGUAGAAGGACUGCUCCAUCAGUACGGAAUUGGUGAACUUCUUUCACACGGCCGAACAAGACUAAUGUGGGAUCUUGAUGUCAAUCGUAUGUAUGUGCCUCUUCUUGUGCACGGUAACCACUGGAUCUCUAUGUGUGUCAACUUUGUUACUCGUUCCAUAGAAGUUUUUGACUGUGCGGGACUGAAACACAACAAGGACUUGGAGCCAUUUGCACAUCUCAUCCCAAGAAUUGUCAAAGCUGUGCAGUCUUCAGAGAAGAGGGGAUUUACCGUUAAGCCCUAUGAUGUCACUUACGCUCCAAUGCCCUGCUUCCUAAACAAGACUAGCAGCGAUUGUGGAGUAUAUGCGUUGAAGCACAUUGAAGCACAUCUUCUAGGCAUGGACUUAACGUUGGUGAAUGACGACAACAUUCGUGAAGCUCGCCAGAAGAUUGCUUAUGACCUAUGGGAAGCUGCUAAUGAUCCUGAGCUUAUUUCGAGAAUGGGAAAGUACGUUCCUCCGAAGGCUAUAGCUUCUCCUACGGUUGAGAUUUUAUAA
Brassica napus (rape) is the source of this 2529-nucleotide messenger RNA. RefSeq lists its product as uncharacterized. The transcript is spliced from 6 exons. Bases 1 to 2529 code for a protein of 842 amino acids. Gene Ontology annotation, cellular component: nucleus. Gene Ontology annotation, molecular function: deSUMOylase activity. Gene Ontology annotation, biological process: protein desumoylation. Lineage: Eukaryota; Viridiplantae; Streptophyta; Magnoliopsida; Brassicales; Brassicaceae. The record is from RefSeq and is a predicted model, not a curated record.